This is a messenger RNA of Cokeromyces recurvatus, 945 nucleotides long. Its product is annotated as WD40-repeat-containing domain protein. Gene Ontology annotation, biological process: protein secretion. Bases 1 to 945 code for a protein of 314 amino acids. The transcript has 6 exons. Gene Ontology annotation, molecular function: GTPase activator activity; protein binding; guanyl-nucleotide exchange factor activity. Gene Ontology annotation, cellular component: endoplasmic reticulum membrane. NCBI's taxonomy places the organism in Eukaryota, Fungi, Mucoromycota, Mucoromycetes, Mucorales, Mucoraceae. The record is from RefSeq and is a predicted model, not a curated record.
AUGAAUUGCCCUACAUUUAAAGUAUCCGUUGGUUUCCCAGUAUUUGGUGUUGGUUUUACAUCUAACAAUCAGCUUAUAUUAACUGGAGGAGGAGGAGCUUCACGUUCAGGCGUUAAGAAUAAAUUAGUUUCUUAUAAGAUUGAAUCUCGUCGUAAAGAAUUAGAAGAAGAUGCUUCUUUUGAAUUUGAAAUGAAUGAAGAUGCACCCAUGAGUUUAGAUGUUCAUCCUUCCAAACCUUUCGUUGUUGUUGGUGUCAAUGAGUCAGAAGAGAAUAUAAAGAAGAGCAUAAAUAAUAAUUGUCGCGUAUUCAAGAUUUUAGAUGAUAAAUUUGAAUUAUUAAAAAGUUUAAAUACAUUGGAAAGUAAAAAAAUGGAGGAUUACCAGAGAGUCAUUCGUUUCAGUCAAGAUGGUACUUUAUUUGCUACAGGAACUACAGAUGGAAAAGUAAAUGUGUUUACAUAUCCUGAAUACGAGCCUCUUUCAAAGCCAAUGAUUAUAUCAACUGAUGAUGAAAUCUUGGAUGUAGAUAUCAACUUGGAAAAAGAAAAGUUAACCUGUGUAUUGAGAGAUGCUUUGAAAUUAGUUAAUCUUCGUGGUAAAAAUACAGGUCAAAUUGUACAAGUAAUUUCCAGUUCAAAUAUAGUUAAAAACAGUAUCACGCAUUUUAGAGCAUUUAGGUAUGGGCGUGGAUAUACAAAAGAAUUUGGAUUUGCGGUAUUAAAUGGAAUCACUAAGCCAGGUGCUUAUAUUGUUAAAUAUGAUGCUUAUUCUUUAGAGCAAUUAAAGGUCGUUAAAGUUAGUAAUAAGCCUAUUACUGCUUUUACUCUUAGUCAAGAUGGAGCCGUAUUAGCUUUUGGAAGUGCAGAUUUAAGUAUUACUCUUUUAGAUGCUCAGACAUUCAAGGUAUAUGAAAAAAAAGAAGGAUGGAUAUUAUUUGUUACAUGA